AUGCUGGAAAGAGACUGCAGAAAGAGAGAUGCUGGAGAGACACUGCAGAAAGAGAGAUGCUGGAAAGAGACUGCAGAAAGAGAGAUGCUGGAGAGACACUGCAGAAAGAGAGAUGCUGGAGAGACACUGCAGAAAGAGAUGCUGGAGAGACACUGCAGAAAGAGAGAUGCUGGAGAGACACUGCAGAAAGAGAGAUGCUGGAGAGACACUGCAGAAAGAGAGAUGCUGGAGAGACACUGCAGAAAGAGAGAUGCUGGAAAGAGACUGCAGAAAGAGAGAUGCUGGAAAGAGACUGCAGAAAGAGAGAUGCUGGAGAGACACUGCAGAAAGAGAGAUGCUGGAAAGAGACUGCAGAAAGAGAGAUGCUGGAGAGACACUGCAGAAAGAGAGAUGCUGGAGAGACACUGCAGAAAGAGAUGCUGGAGAGACACUGCAGAAAGAGAGAUGCUGGAGAGACACUGCAGAAAGAGAGAUGCUGGAGAGACACUGCAGAAAGAGAGAUGCUGGAGAGACACUGCAGAAAGAGAGAUGCUGGAAAGAGACUGCAGAAAGAGAGAUGCUGGAGAGACACUGCAGAAAGAGAGAUGCUGGAGAGACACUGCAGAAAGAGAGAUGCUGGAGAGAGACUGCAGAAAGAGAGAUGCUGGAGAGACACUGCAGAAAGAGAUGCUGGAGAGACACUGCAGAAAGAGAGAUGAUGGAGAGACACUGCAGAAAGAGAGAUGCUGGAGAGACACUGCAGAAAGAGAGAUGCUGGAGAGACACUGCAGAAAGAGAGAUGCUGGAAAGAGACUGCAGAAAGAGAGAUGCUGGAGAGACACUGCAGAAAGAGAGAUGCUGGAGAGACACUGCAGAAAGAGAGAUGCUGGAGAGACACUGCAGAAAGAGAGAUGCUGGAGAGACACUGCAGAAAGAGAGAUGCUGGAGAGACACUGCAGAAAGAGAGAUGCUGGAAAGAGACUGCAGAAAGAGAGAUGCUGGAGAGACACUGCAGAAAGAGAGAUGCUGGAGAGACACUGCAGAAAGAGAGAUGCUGGAGAGACACUGCAGAAAGAGAGAUGCUGGAAAGAGACUGCAGAAAGAGAGAUGCUGGAGAGACACUGCAGAAAGAGAUGCUGGAGAGACACUGCAGAAAGAGAGAUGCUGGAAAGAGACUGCAGAAAGAGAGAUGCUGGAGAGACACUGCAGAAAGAGAGAUGCUGGAGAGACACUGCAGAAAGAGAGAUGCUGGAAAGAGACUGCAGAAAGAGAGAUGCUGGAGAGACACUGCAGAAAGAGAGAUGCUGGAGAGACACUGCAGAAAGAGAGAUGCUGGAGAGACACUGCAGAAAGAGAGAUGCUGGAAAGAGACUGCAGAAAGAGAGAUGCUGGAAAGAGACUGCAGAAAGAGAGAUGCUGGAGAGACACUGCAGAAAGAGAUGCUGGAGAGACACUGCAGAAAGAGAGAUGAUGGAGAGACACUGCAGAAAGAGAGAUGCUGGAGAGACACUGCAGAAAGAGAGAUGCUGGAAAGAGACUGCAGAAAGAGAGAUGCUGGAGAGACACUGCAGAAAGAGAUGCUGGAGAGACACUGCAGAAAGAGAGAUGAUGGAGAGACACUGCAGAAAGAGAUAUGCUGGAGAGACACUGCAGAAAGAGAGAUGCUGGAGAGACACUGCAGAAAGAGAGAUGCUGGAAAGAGACUGCAGAAAGAGAGAUGCUGGAGAGACACUGCAGAAAGAGAGAUGCUGGAGAGACACUGCAGAAAGAGAGAUGCUGGAGAGACACUGCAGAAAGAGAGAUGCUGGAGAGACACUGCAGAAAGAGAGAUGCUGGAAAGAGACUGCAGAAAGAGAGAUGCUGGAGAGACACUGCAGAAAGAGAGAUGCUGGAGAGACACUGCAGAAAGAGAGAUGCUGGAGAGACACUGCAGAAAGAGAGAUGCUGGAAAGAGACUGCAGAAAGAGAGAUGCUGGAGAGACACUGCAGAAAGAGAUGCUGGAGAGACACAGCAGAAAGAGAGAUGAUGGAGAGACACUGCAGAAAGAGAGAUGCUGGAGAGACACUGCAGAAAGAGAGAUGCUGGAGAGACACUGCAGAAAGAGAGAUGCUGGAAAGAGACUGCAGAAAGAGAGAUGCUGGAGAGACACUGCAGAAAGAGAGAUGCUGGAGAGACACUGCAGAAAGAGAGAUGCUGGAGAGACACUGCAGAAAGAGAGAUGCUGGAGAGACACUGCAGAAAGAGAGAUGCUGGAGAGACACUGCAGAAAGAGAGAUGCUGGAGAGAGACUGCAGAAAGAGAGAUGCUGGAGAGACACUGCAGAAAGAGAUGCUGGAGAGACACUGCAGAAAGAGAGAUGCUGGAGAGACACUGCAAAAAGAGAGAUGCUGGAGAGACACUGCAGAAAGAGAGAAGAUGGAGAGACACUGCAGAAAGAGAGAUGCUGGAGAGGCACUGCAGAAAGAGAGAUGCUGGAGAGACACUGCAGAAAGAGAGAUGCUGGAGAGACACUGCAGAAAGAGAGAUGCUGGAAAAAGACUGCAGAAAGAGAGAUGCUGGAAAAAGACUGCAGAAAGAGAGAAAGUGAAAAAAAGAGACUGCAGAGAGAGAAACAGGAGAAAGGCUGCAGAAAGAAAGUGAAGAGAGAAACUGUAGAAAGUGAGAAACUGGAAAGAGAGAACCUAAAAAGCGAGUCUGGAAUAAGAGAGACAGCAGCGAGAGAUGAAAAAGUCAAUUGUUACCAGUGGUUUUAA
Molecule: messenger RNA, 2733 nt
Organism: Hyla sarda
Lineage: Eukaryota; Metazoa; Chordata; Amphibia; Anura; Hylidae
Product: golgin subfamily A member 6-like protein 25
Exons: 1
Coding region: 1-2733 (910 amino acids)
Source: RefSeq, a predicted model, not a curated record